AUGGAUAGAAUCCUUUCAUGGAAUGUGAGAGGGCUUAACUCUCCUCAAAAACAGGAUGAUAUCAGGAGAUUCAUUCAGAAGUAUGGGGUUGGGUUAGUAGGCCUUCUAGAACAUAAGGUUAAGGGUGCUAAUUUAGGAGGUAGAAUAGUGGUGGCUUGGAAACUAGGUAGUUUUACAUUGAGUAUUGUAGCUGUUACUAGCCAGUUUAUCCACUGUUUAGUUGCUCCAGUAAGUGGCAAGCCUAGCUUCCAUUCUACUUUCAUUUAUGCUUUUAACACAAAUGCUCAAAGAAAGGAGUUGUGGAGGGAUCUGAAGUCCAUAAAAGUUAUUGGUCCCUGGGUGUUGUGUGGGGAUCUGAAUUGUGUCAUGACUUCUGAAGAGAGAGUUGGUAGUAUUGUCAGGCAAUCUGAAGUGGAGGAUAUUGUUGACUGCAUGCAGGAGUGUGGUAUGGAAGAUAUCAGGUGUGUGGACAAUUCUUUUACCUGGAAUAAUAAACAACAAGGGGCAGCUAGAGUCUUCUCUAAGCUUGAUAGAAUUAUGGGGAAUUUAGCUUGGCAGAAUACUUACAGUACUGCAGAAGUCUGCUUCAUGAGAGAAGGACAGUUUGAUCAUUGCCUUGGCAUCCUUACUGUCUUUCCUUGUGUGGUGGGUGGGAGGAAGCCUUUUAAAUAUUUCACCAUGUGGAAACAUUCUCCUGUGUUCCAGGAUACUGUGUCUGUUGCUUGGAAUACCAAUAUUAGUGGUAGUAAAAUGUAUGUGGUGGCUAGCAAGUUGAAGAAAGUUAAAGCUGGUUUAAAAGAACUCAAUAGAGUGGGGUUUCCAGACAUUCAAGCUGCAGAUCUGAGUGCAUACAAUGCUAUGUUGAGUGCGCAAGAAGCAAUGCAUCUUAAUCCUCAUGAUCAGGCAUUAGCUGAUCAAGAAUUACUUGCUACAAAUGAAUACAGGAUUAAGCAUAAAGCUUACUUGGAGUUCUUAAAACAAAAAGCCAAGGUGGCCUGGAUUAAAUCUGGGGAUGAGAAUACAGCUUUGUUCCAUCAGAGCAUUAAGAGUAGCAAUUUAUAG
Molecule: messenger RNA, 1062 nt
Organism: Spinacia oleracea (spinach)
Lineage: Eukaryota; Viridiplantae; Streptophyta; Magnoliopsida; Caryophyllales; Amaranthaceae
Exons: 2
Coding region: 1-1062 (353 amino acids)
Molecular function (GO): catalytic activity
Source: RefSeq, a predicted model, not a curated record